AUGUCCAUGUUAAUACGCAUGCGUAAAUUUCCCGCGCUGAUUUUCAAAAUGGCGGCAGUUCGUCGGUUGCUAGAAUCUCGACAUGUCUACACACAAAAUGAAUGGCUUGAGGCAUGCAUAAGCUUUGUCAAGGAUGAUAACGAGGUUUGAAUUCGUCUUCUUCAUUACUUUUGGAGUUUAACCACUUAAUAUAUUGUCUAAACUGCAAUGAAUCGAUCACAGGAGAGACAGCUGACAUCUACCCAACUGAACGAACUGGUGUAUGAGCAGUGGCUGAUGGCUGAAAUUCAAGAAUCUAGUCUUCCUCGCUUACCAGAGGGGCUCGGUAACACGGAUAUCUGCAAACUAGAGGGAUAUUUCAACCUACAGGUCUCUAUUUGCAUUCACGUUUGUGCUCUCUCGUCUAAAGCUAAUGUAUGAUAAGUACCAGUCAAUUCCCUCGUUCCGAGACAUAGAUUGGACAUACAUACAAAGUCUCAAUAGGCCAUUUUACAGUUACCUAUGGAAGCGAGGCUGGAUUUGACCUUUUUUUGAUACAAACCUUCCUGCUUUAUUAUGUAAAUCAAGUUAUUCUUAUGCCAACUAGUAUUUUUCGUGGACAAUUUCCAUAACAAAGAAAAGGAGGUUUGUAUCAAAACAAGGUCACUAUCAGCCUCACAUUCACUCGAAGGCUAGGGUACUAAGUCCACAACUGUUAAAUGGUCUGUUCCAAAACUGCCUUCCCCCCACCCCCAAAACCCCCCAACCCCCCAACCCUUGUCAUACCCUGGACAUUUGACUGAAGUUUUGCUCUGCACUUGACCCAAGUGAGGCCUGCCUGGUCAGAUAUUUAACUUUCAUGUCGAAACACUGAUCAGCAUCGCAAGCAAAAGGAUUUCAUAAUUCUUUCAUUGUGCACGUGCGUCGGGUUCACGGGUCACUGCUCCAAUGUUCAUUGCACCAUCUUGUUAUGGGCAUUUGAGAGCCUCUGAAAAAUCUCAUGCUUCAAUUUAGAAGCACUAGCCCAUAGGGCAUUUGACCAUCUAAACUGCCAAAUUUUGACCCAAAUUUUUCUGAAGUCAAAUGCCCAGGAGGGAGGGCAUGGGUGGUUUUGGAAUUGACUGGGACAUAAAAGCAGGCUUUGGGGUGUGUUGGGUAGGGCCUGAACAAUCGAUGAACUGAAUGAUCGAUGACAAUCGGUAUCAAUAACUGAUAUAGAUUAUAUGUUAAUCAGUAAUCAAUUGAUAUUGUUAGUCAAUGUUUUUUUGUGAGUAUUGAGUGUCAUUGGUUAUCCAUUUCAUUAGUAAUCAGUGGGAAUUGAUCAACAAAUAACAUCAAUUUUCAUUGAUUAUGUUUAUCACUGAUUACUAAUACAGUACACAUUUUGAUGACAUUACAAGAAUCUCUGGCUUAAUUGCACUAUGAUUCCUGGAACAAGAUUUUUACUUUUCUAAAAACCAGACUACUACUUUUAAUGUCUGCCAAACUUGAAAUUAUAUUAAUCUGAAGUUACUCUAAACCACUCUUGGAAAUUACACAUAGUAAACGUGUUUUCUUAUCUGUAUUGUAGAUCAAUUCUAUACUGAAUGUUGGAGAGUCAGCUUAUUCUCAGAUUCAAAAAAUGAAAGGUCAGGAUGACCCAGAAGAUCUAAACUGGAAAAGAAAUGUAAUGUAUUUUAUUAUUAUUGUUAUUAUUUUUUCAUGUAACUGGUAUAUCAUAUAAUUUUAUUCACACUUUCUGUCAUUUUCUCAAGUAGAUCAUAACUCAUUUUAUGAUAACUUAUUAAUCUCUCAGUGACUGAUUGGUCGAGGGCUAUGUUUGAUAAGAGUACAAACCCUGAUAUGAUGUGAUGGUGGCACAGUUUAUUUUUGUCUUUCUCGUGCACCAAAUUUUCUCAAGAAACUUUAAUGGAAAUGGACAUGAAAACUGCCAUUCAACAAUAAUUUUCCACAUUCUGUACUCUUAUCGACCAUAGAAAUGACAUCAAAAUGUUCAAAACUUUGCAGUGAAACCACUCGCCCACAGCUUGUGUUUCCACUUGAGUUUUGAACAUUUUCAUGCCAGUGCUACUUGGUUCCUCCGUACUUGCCAGUCACUCUUGGGAUGGACACCCAGUUGGCUGGUAAAGCACCAGUAGAGCAUAUGCUGGCCCCGAAGGCAUGUGUUCAUGUGAAGGCAAUGUUGUUAAUUUAAUUGCCUUUAUUUUUCUUGGGCCGGUUUGCUAUUUUGUUGUUGUUGUCCUUUUAGUUUUAUAAUACUUAAUAGUUCACUCAAGAGGAGAAUUUUAUAAAGGUUUUGGAGAAGUCCCAUAGAGAUUAGCCUGUGAGCUGGAGACGUAUUUGCGGUCGUCGCUUCUCCCACCUCAGCGGAUGAAACUAGAGCCGAAAAAACAGGAUGCUCUCAGGCUACAUAGAGAUUUCUAUUUCCGCUUUUAGGGAUUCCUGUUGCUAAGCUUAGCUCUUAGACAGUUGGGAAAAUCCCGGGAUUUGCUGACGGGACAACUAAGAGGUCUGGGUUUCACGACUUUGUUGGUCAUUGAGAACCUGGUUGGUAAACGGGGAGGGGUGAUAAUUUCCUGAAGUCGGACAUUAUCUGUCUUAAUUGUUGGAGUGCUUAUACAUGCAACCUACAUUUACUUUUGACUAUAUCAUAUAAUACAAGGAUGCAAUAUAAAGUGGAUAUUUUUCUUUAUUUUCAGCCUUCUGAGCCAAAGAUCAAGUCUAGUAGGAUGCUACUUCUUGAACUGACAGAUGGAACACAGACUGUAUUUGGCAUGGAAUACCAACUGAUUCCAGCUCUCAAAGUUAGCACACCUCCUGGAACAAAGGUUGUUGAUUUAUUCGACAUGCAUUUUCUAGGGCUGGUCUGCUAAUUCUUUGUUUCAGUUAACAAUAUUGUAGUCCAAGUGUACAAAUUGUCAUGUUCAGAGUAGCCAGCCCUUAAUGAGAGCCUGAGCUAGGGAUGGCACAGUGGUGACAGCGCUCGCCUCCCACCAGUGUGGCCUAGGUUCAUAUUCAGGCGUCGACACCAUAUGUGGGUUGAGUUUGUUGUUGGUUCUCUCCCUUGCUCCGAGAGGAUUUUCUCUGGGUACUCCGGUUUUCCCCUCUCCUCAAAAACUAACAUUUCCAAAUUCCAAUUCGACCAGGAAUCAGGUAGAUGAAGAACCACUUUGUGGAUGUGCUACCUCCAAAUCGUCAUUAUUUAUUAUUUAUUUAUUUAUUUAUUUAUUUAUUUAUUACCAUUUACUGCUUUUCUCAGAUACAAGUGAGUGGAAACAUACCUUGCCGUCUGGGAGCAUUGCUACUUACAGCUAGCAAUGUUAGAGUUUUAGGUGGGAGUGUGCAGAUGUUGGAAGGAAACUCUUAUUGGAAUGUCCUUCAUCAGGCCAUGUAGGUUGUUUAUGAAAAAAUAGAAUAAUUCUUCUGAUUAUUUGCCUAUGUUUUUUGUUUGUUAAGAUUUUGAAAAUUAACCAGUAAUAAUCAUUAUGAUUUCCAAGUGCACAUUCAGAGCUUUUUUGAAUAACCACAUAAGGUUGCUUUUUUAGAUAAAAUUUCAGCAAUGAGGAAGAAUUUUGACGUCUGCACUUUUUCAAAUUUUUUGUUUGACAUACACCCGCCUCACACCUAAAGGUUUUUUCAUUCACCUCUGAUACAGAUUAAAUUUCAUAAGUAUUACAUGUUCUCUAAGACUCUAUUUUUCUCUCAUAGAGGGCAAGACCCACCUGAGCAGCCUGGUAUGAUAAAAACAGAAAACAUAGACAAUGAGGAGCUAACUCUUGAUACAGUAAACACUGAAAAUAGUACAGCUGGAGAUUUCAUUAAUAAUAAUCAGCGGCCACUUGUUAAGACAGAGACUCGCACAAAUUCUUCGUCUGUGGGACCUACUAGCAAUAAUCAGAGGAACAACACAAGAAACAUUUCUAAUUGUGGAGGGAGAUCAGUUAUUAAACAAAAAAGACAAAAUGAAAGUAGAAUGGUCAAUGGUACUGUGUCUGCAAAUUCCCGCAGUAAUAUUAAAGUUGAAGAUGUGAGCAAUCAAGAUUUCUUUGAUGAUGAUGAUGACAUAAUUGCCGCUAUUGCAGAUGAAGAUUAUUUUGGCGUUGAUGAAGACUUUGACAUGGAACAGAUAGAUCAGUUAGGGUUAGGACUGCAAAGUGCAAACGACACUGUUACGGCAAAAAGGAAACCAAAUGCUAGCACAAGAAAUGUUCAAAAUGUCGAUGUGGAGAUGUUGUGUGAUGGUGAUGACAUUUUUGAGGAUGAUUUUGUUCCAAAUGAAUUGCUUGUGGAGGAUGAAGAAUAUAUGGAAAUAAAACCUCUUCAACAAAGAAUUGGAAUGUUGCAUCAAUCAAAGAAAGCAAGAAUAACUUCCCUGGAAUCCAGCAGUCAUGUUAGGAAUUUAAGUUCUUCAGAUUCUUCUUAUCACAGAGUAGAGGCAAACAGAAAUUCUUUGCAAUCAAAUGAUGUUACCUCUGUCAAGACAGAAACAAACUAUCCUAUUUGUCGUGAUUUGAUGAACACAGAGCCUUUGUCCUCAACAAAAGCAAAAGGCAUAAUUGCAAAACCCUCUGAGGUCUCAAAAAAGGCUUCACCAUUUCAAGUGAAGAGGGGUAUUGACUCCACAAUGAUCACUGACAAUGUUCCUCACGCCAGUCACCCAUUUCACAUCCUUGAUGAUGAAUCAAAGCAUUUUGAAGUACAAGGUAAGUGAAUGGCACCAAGCACAUUCAACGUUACAUUUCUACAGAUGUUCUUGUCGAUAAGACAUUAAAAAUCCAUUUAGGUCAGACAUUUAUCUAACAGAUAUCACACUCUGCAUUAAGCCACCUGAACCCCUCUUAGGCUCUUAUAUUAGCUUCUUUAGCAUUCCCUCAAUAAUUUUGCUGUAGAUCCUUUAUUAUUAUCAUUAUUUUUAUUAUCUUUAUCUUUAUCUUUAUCUUUAUCAUUAGCAUUAUCAUUAUCAUUAUUAUUAUUAUUAUUGUUGUUGUUGUUGUUGACUAUUCUUUAUGCACACUAUACUUAACUUGUAGAUUUGGAAUAUAAUCCACCUCCCUUUGAGUACCUAUCAAAUGUUUUGAAAAGAUUUCCAGUCAAGGAACAACUGAUUGUUAGAGUCAAGGUUGGUGUUUUUACAUCGUGGAUUACUAUCCGACAGUCAGGUUUCCUUAAUUUGUAGGUUUGGUCUGAAUUUAAUCCUAUCUAGCUUGUAGUGCAUCUUAUUUAUUUUUGUUUCAAAUUUUGUCCCUGCAGUUUGAAGAUGCUAAAUGACCAUUUAUUUCUAGGGGUGAGGGGAAGGUAAAACAUUUUGUCUGAUUUGUCUGCAAGGGGCUGCAUCCAUUUUGAGGUGUAAAGGAAGUCUUUAACUGCAUGAUUCCUUCCACUUCCUCCCAUCAGGGGAUUGCCCAAGUCCCAAAACCACAAACCCAGAAAGGAAUUUGCCAGUGCUGAUUUUGUUUACCGUCUGCCCAAACUGUGACCCAACCAGUUAAAGCUAAGCUUUUUCUUUUGUAAUAGGCUCAAUUUCUGCCCCUCUCUUGGGUCAAGUGAAGCUCAUUUCCAGGACAUCCCUUUUCACCAUAUCAUCAUUAUUUUCUUUUCUUAGGCUUAUAUUGCCACCAUUGUUUCUCGUUCCAAACCAAUGUCACCAAACUGGAAUGUCACUGUGAAACUGAAUGAUGGAACAGAUACUGUGGAUGCUGAUCUCAGUGACAAGGUUAAAAAAACAAGAUGUUUUACAAUUAUUGAAAAAAUGAGUUAAAACAAAAAAUAAUAGCUUGAAAAGGUUUUGUGGUGUGAAUGUUUCUUUGGUCCAUAAUUACGUGUUUCUGAACCUAUAUUAAUACCAGUUAUUUAAGACCUCUUUCAGGAAGAGAGAAUAAAAAUCAAUUAAAACUGGCUAUAGAGUUUUACAACUAAAAAACCUGGGUUUUAUAGGGAGGGAAAGAUUCUUCAAGUGGCAUUUGAGAAGUGCAUGAAUUUUGCUGGAAUGGACAUUGGAGAGAUCAUACAUGACAUAAAGGCCUUUAAAAAGUAUUUCACUGAUUUUCACGUAGCUAAAGUGUUGUAGGUUAUUAUAUUCGUAAUUAUUGUAUCUUCAGGUCCUUUCUGAGUUGAUGGAAUUUCCAGUGGAUGAAUAUCGAGUAAGUAGGCCUUGA
Porites evermanni is the source of this 6134-nucleotide messenger RNA. NCBI's taxonomy places the organism in Eukaryota, Metazoa, Cnidaria, Anthozoa, Scleractinia, Poritidae. The record is from the annotation of a GenBank genome assembly.